CUAUCAGUUGGUGGACGAGUGAGUCAGGAGUUAAAUUACACACGGCAGAAGAUUGGAGAAGAGGCCAUGUUCAACCCCCAGCUCAUGAUCCAGACUCCACAGGAAGAUGGUGCUAAUGUACUAACAACAGAAGCACUACGACAGCACCUUGACUCUGCACUUCAGGCCAGCAGAGUACAUGUCUAUAUGUACAACAGACAAUGGAAAUUGGAACAUUUGUGUUACAAAUCAGGAGAACUCAUCACAGAAGCAGGUUACAUGGACCAGAUUAUAGAAUAUCUUUAUCCUUGCUUAAUUAUCACUCCUUUGGACUGCUUCUGGGAGGGAGCAAAGCUACAGUCAGGAACUGCCUAUCUUUUAGGGAAGCCUCCUUUGCAGUGGAUCAACUUUGACCCCUUAGAAUUCUUGGAAGAGUUAAAGAAAAUAAACUACCAAGUGGAGAGCUGGGAAGAAAUGCUGAAUAAAGCGGAGGUUGGUCAUGGUUAUAUGGAUCGACCCUGCCUGAAUCCUGCUGAUCCUGAUUGCCCAAUCACAGCUCCCAAUAAAAAUUCCACCAAACCUCUUGAUGUAGCCCUUGUUUUGAGUGGUGGAUGCUAUGGACUGUCAAGAAAAUACAUGCAUUGGCAGGAGGAGCUGAUUAUAGGUGGCACCGUCAAGAACGGUUCUGGCAAACUUGUCAGUGCACAGGCUUUGCAAACCAUGUUUCAGUUAAUGACUCCUAAGCAAAUGUAUGAGCACUUCAAGGGGUAUGAAUAUGUUUCACAUAUCAACUGGAACGAGGAUAAGGCAGCAGCAAUUCUGGAAGCCUGGCAGAGGAUGUAUGUUGAGGUGGUUCAUCAAAGUGUUGCACAAAACUCUACUCAGAAGGUGCUCUCCUUUACUACGACCACCCUGGAUGACAUCCUAAAGUCAUUUUCUGAUGUCAGUGUUAUCAGAGUAGCUAGUGGCUACUCACUUUAGCUUGCCUACGCCUGUUUAACGAUGCUGCGGUGGGACUGUGCCAAGUCUCAGGGUGCCGUGGGGCUGGCAGGAGUCUUGUUGGUUGCACUCUCUGUGGCUGCAGGAUUGGGCCUGUGCUCAUUGAUUGGAAUUUCCUUUAAUGCUGCCACAACUCAGGUUUUGCCUUUUCUUGCUCUUGGAGUUGGUGUUGAUGAUGUUUUCCUUCUGGCACAUGCCUUUAGCGAAACAGGACAGAAUAAGAGAAUUCCGUUUGAGGACAGAACAGGUGAAUGUUUGAAGAGAACAGGAGCCAGUGUAGCCCUGACAUCUAUCAGCAAUGUUACUGCUUUCUUUAUGGCUGCCUUAAUCCCUAUUCCUGCUUUACGAGCAUUUUCACUCCAAGCAGCAGUUGUGGUGGUAUUCAACUUUGCUAUGGUUCUGCUGAUUUUCCCUGCUAUCCUGAGUAUGGACCUUUAUCGUCGAGAAGACAGAAGACUGGAUAUAUUCUGCUGUUUUACAAGUCCGUGUGUCACUAGAGUGAUUCAGAUCGAGCCGCAGGCCUAUGCGGAGAACGACAACACUUGCUACAGUCCUCCACCCCCGUACAGCAGUCACAGCUUUGCACAUGAAACUCAGAUUACAAUGCAGUCCACAGUGCAGCUGCGCACAGAGUACGAUCCUCAUACGCAGGUGUACUACACCACAGCAGAGCCUCGCUCAGAAAUAUCUGUGCAGCCAGUGACAGUGACGCAAGAUAACCUGACCUGCCAGAGCCCAGAAAGCACAAGCUCGACGAGGGAUUUGCUUUCCCAAUUCUCAGACUCAAGUAUUCACUGCCUUGAGCCACCCUGUACGAAGUGGACACUCUCAUCUUUUGCGGAAAAGCAUUAUGCUCCAUUUCUCCUGAAACCAAAAGCAAAGAUCGUGGUUAUUUUUCUUUUUCUGGGUUUACUUGGGCUCAGCCUUUAUGGAACUACCCGGGUGAGAGAUGGACUAGAUCUCACAGACAUUGUACCACGGGAAACACGGGAAUAUGACUUUAUUGCCGCACAGUUCAAGUAUUUUUCAUUCUACAACAUGUAUAUUGUGACACAGAAAGCAGACUACCCAAAUGUCCAGCACUUACUGUACGAACUUCACAGAAGUUUCAGCAAUGUGACAUACGUUUUGUUGGAAGAGGAUAGGCAGCUUCCCAAAAUGUGGUUGCACUACUUUCGAGACUGGCUGCAAGGACUUCAGGAUGCUUUUGACAGUGACUGGGAAACUGGGAAGAUCACUUACAACAACUAUAAAAAUGGAUCUGAUGAUGCUGUUUUGGCUUACAAACUCCUGGUACAAACAGGCAACCGUGCAAAGCCCAUUGACAUCAGCCAGUUGACUAAACAGCGUCUGGUGGAUGCAGAUGGAAUCAUUAACCCAAAUGCUUUCUACAUCUACCUGACAGCCUGGGUUAGCAAUGACCCUGUGGCCUAUGCUGCCUCGCAGGCCAACAUCCGCCCUCACCGCCCGGAGUGGGUCCAUGACAAAGCAGACUACAUGCCAGAAACACGGCUGAGAACAGCUGAGCCCAUAGAAUAUGCUCAGUUUCCUUUCUACCUCAAUGGAUUGCGUGAAACUUCUGACUUCGUGGAGGCUAUUGAGAAAGUGAGAGCUAUCUGUAGCAACUACACCAGCCUGGGGAUAGCAAGCUACCCGAAUGGUUACCCCUUUCUGUUUUGGGAGCAGUACAUUGGACUUCGUCACUGGCUGCUCUUAUCCAUUAGUGUGGUUUUGGCUUGCACGUUUCUGGUGUGUGCCCUCUUCCUCCUAAACCCCUGGACAGCUGGGAUCAUUGUGGUGGUGCUGGCUCUGAUGACUGUGGAGCUGUUUGGCAUGAUGGGUCUAAUUGGAAUAAAGCUAAGUGCAGUGCCUGUGGUUAUCCUGAUUGCUUCUGUUGGCAUCGGCGUGGAAUUCACUGUUCAUGUUGCUUUGGCAUUUUUAACUGCCAUAGGAGACAGGAACCAUAGGGCUGUCCUUGCUCUGGAACACAUGUUUGCGCCAGUGUUGGAUGGGGCUGUGUCCACUCUGCUUGGGGUGUUAAUGCUCGCAGGAUCAGAGUUUGAUUUUAUUGUCAGGUAUUUCUUUGCUGUUUUGGCAAUCUUAACCAUUCUGGGAGUUCUCAAUGGAUUGGUGCUGCUUCCUGUUCUUCUUUCAUUCUUUGGACCAUACCCUGAGGUUUCUCCAGCCAACGGACAUAACAGAUUGCCCACACCAUCUCCUGAGCCGCCGCCCAGCAUCGUGAGGUUUGCACUCCCACCUGGGCACACGAACAACGCUUCGGAUUCCUCUGAUUCAGAGUACAGCUCGCAAACCACGGUGUCUGGCAUCAGUGAAGAGCUUCAUCAGUAUGAGGCCAACCAGGGGUCCGGGGCACCGGUCCAUCAAGUUAUAGUGGUUCAGCCAGAAGCCAGGCACCAGUCGAGCCCCAGGGCGCAGCUGAGUCCGGAGUGCAGCGCGCCGCAGGCUUGGCGUCAGGGCAGACAGCCCAAACGGGACGCGAGGGAAGGGCUGCGACCACCUCCUUACCGCCCUCGCAGGGAUGCUUUUGAGAUUUCUACUGAGGGGCAUUCUGGACCCAGCACUAGGGAUCGCUUGGGCCACAAGGCUAACGCUCACAGCGUGAGGAGCCCCGUGUUCGGUGCCGCGGGCCCAGCCUACUGCCAGCCUAUCACUACUGUGACUGCCUCGGCCUCAGUGACUGUUGCUGUCCACCCUGCAGUGCACGGCCACAGCUCUCGGGGAGGGAGCUUUCCGUCCUCUGAGGGACACCAUGAAGCUGACCAAGGGCUGUUUGAGGACCCCCACGUGCCUUACAAUGUGCGGUGUGAAAGAAGAAAUUCUAAAGUAGAAGUUAUAGAACUGCAAGAUGUUGAAUGUGAGGAAAGGAUAUCUGGCAACAGCUCACAGUAA
Acanthisitta chloris (rifleman) is the source of this 3888-nucleotide messenger RNA. It is a transcript of the gene PTCH1, whose product is annotated as patched 1. Gene Ontology annotation, cellular component: plasma membrane. Gene Ontology annotation, biological process: smoothened signaling pathway. The transcript is spliced from 21 exons. The record is from RefSeq and is a predicted model, not a curated record. Lineage: Eukaryota; Metazoa; Chordata; Aves; Passeriformes; Acanthisittidae. Gene Ontology annotation, molecular function: smoothened binding; hedgehog receptor activity; hedgehog family protein binding.